Molecule: messenger RNA, 963 nt
Organism: Aspergillus calidoustus
Lineage: Eukaryota; Fungi; Ascomycota; Eurotiomycetes; Eurotiales; Aspergillaceae
Source: the annotation of a GenBank genome assembly
AUGCAACAGUGCAGCAACAAGAUGAUGUUUUCUUUUAUUUCAAGAUCAUUGCGCAAAUUUCCAAGGCUUCCUUUUCAGAUACCCACCGCUCAACGUCUGAAUAGCAUCUCGCAAAAGCCUGGCGCUGUUAUUUCGGGAACUUGUCGCCAAAAAUCUACCAUGAUCAAAACGUCUGCACAUUUCAAGGUCAGAGAGGAUUUUGACAAGAUUCAAGCAUCCCGUCCAGACUUCCAGCGCGAUGCAGGAGUGACGUUCUCGAAGCCACCAAAGCCAGACUGGAAGGAAGGCGAUGGUGGAAACGACGGAGGCGAAAGUCUGAAGAAGCAACACAUUGAGAUUGAUCCUCACGAAGAGGGACGACCCGUCUCAUCCAACUAUAAGCUUCUGGUAUCGGGAAUCGUCCCUCGACCAAUUGCUCUUAUCAGCACAAAGUCAAAAGAUGGAAAAACCGCGAACCUGGCUCCAUUUAGCUAUGCUCAGGUCAUAAACCACGAUCCGCCACUCUUUACGGUGGGCUUUGUAGGCUCCCUUGAGAAAGCCAAGGAUAGCCUGAAGAACCUCGCAGAGACGCAGGAAUGCGUCAUCAACAUCAUCUCGGAACAUUUUGUCGAGGCCGCCAAUGCUACCGCUGUGAAUGCGCCCUAUGGGGUAUCGGAGUGGGAGAUAUCUGGUCUCCACCAAGCACCUAGUUCUGUUGUGCAAGCUGCUCGCGUGAAGGAAUCGAUCUUGUCAAUUGAGGGCAAGCUCGUUGAAACCAAGGAGUUUGAAAGCCGGACAAGCCCGGGAAAGAAAACCGGGGUCCUGGCGAUCAUUGAAGGAGUUCGGUUUUGGGCCAGAGAGGACGCUGUGGAUGAAGAGAAAAGUGUCAUUGACUUGAAGGUCUUGAAGCCAAUCAGCCGCUUGGGAGGCGUUUCGUACGGGCGAACAACCGAUGCAAUCGAGAUCCCAAGGCCGAAAUUUUAG